AUGGGCGACAGUUGCACCCCUGCCGUCUGCUCUGGGAGGCUCUUCGCGUGGCGGCGGAGCUUCGCGCGGAGGCCGCGGCCAAAGCGCCCGCCGGUGUCCCGGAAGCACGAGAGCUACACGCAGCUUUGGGAGCCAGGUGAUGAUGGUCAUUGGGCUCCUCAGCCAGUGAUGCACGGAGGACCCACCAGGAGGACUUCUCAGGUGCCGGUGAGCUAUGAGGCCUUCUACCAAGAUGAGCAGGAUGCCUUUCGGGCGCAGACCGAGCUGGAUGGGAUGCCGCUGCGGGGCUUUUCCCUCCGGGUAACUCGCCCCAGCGAGAAGUUUGCGCGCAAGGAGCCGGGCCAUGUAAAUGUGCAGGGCGUCCGGCAUGAUGUGCCUCAAGAAGAGGUCCUGGAGUUCUUGCAGGAGUGUGGCACAGUGACCAAUCUCAGGAGAUACAAUGACAUCAGAUUCGGCGAGGUGCGGUUUGUGCCACGGGCAGAACACAUGGCACUUGUCAUUCCCAAGCACUUCAAGCGAGAGCUGGACGAGACCAUGUCUCUGGCGCGGGCACUGCUGGUCCUUUGGGCCCACGUGGGGAAGUGUAUUGCCGCGCGGGUUGCCUAUGAGCGAGGUGCGAACCCCCAGCUCCAGUCUCGAGCCUUGCAGAGCGCGAUGAGCGCAGCUGCCAAGGAUCUGGGCGCCCUGGCGGUGGAGCACUUCCCGACAGCUUGGCCCUACAUCCGGGGCUACAUCUACGGGCGGAUGAAAGCGCCUGUGAUGCAAAGGUUGGAAGAGGAGAGGCAACGUAUGAAUUGGGAAGCUGCUGUGAACGCACCACUUGGGCAAGACCGGAUGCCAGAAAUCCCACGCAUGAAGCCCGGAAGUCCGCUUGUCACGGCUCACACCCAGCCUGGCAUUGCAGAUUACUUCAGCACGCUGGCUCGGUCCUUGCAGUCUGGGCAGUACCGCUAUUCAACGAGGACCGCAAGGGCAACAGCUUCUCCGCGGGGCUUUAGUUCUGCUUCCAAACCUGCCUUUGCAGAUCCCACACUAGACGUGGCGAACCGCCGGCAAGUGGCCGCUUUGAUGGGCGGCACGUGCUCCAGCUCCCAAGAGGGUGAAUGGUUUUUGCGGUUCAAGCCCAGUGGUGAGCCUGGGAGCUUAAAUUACAAACACCCCACUUCAAAGUGGACCUCACUGAUUUUGGCAGUUGGGGUCCCCCCGGUUGCCGAAGAUCUGGUACAUACGCUGUGCACUCAGAUGAUGGCGGCCAGUGACUACCACACGGUGAUUUUCCGGCGUGUGGACUCUCUGGAGAAGGCAACUGCUGCAAUUGAAGACCUGCAUCGCAGCUUUCAGGGAAAGAUCAAGCACCUAACAAUCAACAGCGCACCCGAAGCAGCGCUCAAAGCCCAUGUUUUCGGCGAUUUCAUCAGCGCGCUACGGCCUAAACUGAGUGAUGCCAGUCUUUCAACGCCCUGCCUUUUCUUACAUCCGCUGUUCAGCGCCCGCAAGGAUGAAGUGACACUCUUCGCCCAGGAACUUUCGAUCCACCUUGCAAAAGUUGAGGUGUAUGUGAUAAAGGGAGAUCCUUGCGCUGCGGGCGCCAGUUUCUUUGGAGGUUCAAUGAAUUGCAGCCAGGGUCUCUUGGCGACCUUCGUCUCCAAGGACCGAAGCGAAGCAAUCCUUCAAACUCCGAGCCAAAGCGAGCCAGGAUCUGAGGAGGGAGCCUUGUUUGACUUCUAUGAUGGAGUUACAUUUCCAGCGGACUUGCACCUGUGUAAGAUUUGGUGCAGCAUCAUCUUGGAAUGCGGACGCCUGGAGUUUACGGCUCAGGCCUUUGGCUCCAAUGAGCCUAGUCUAGGCUUGUGCGCGCUCCAUGAGUAA
Molecule: messenger RNA, 1869 nt
Organism: Effrenium voratum
Lineage: Eukaryota; Dinophyceae; Suessiales; Symbiodiniaceae
Source: the annotation of a GenBank genome assembly